AUGGAGGAAAGAAACAAAACCGAGACAAGCAAGGAAGAAGUGGUAAACUAUCUGGUCCAGAGCGGAUUCACAAAAGAAGAGAUCGAGAAUGCAAUAAAGGAAACAGGAUCGAAGGAUAUCGAUGCCCUAGUCAACUUUAUUAUAAACUCUAGCCAAAACAGAACUCAUAAAGGUGUCAAGGAGGCUAAAAAAGAAUAUGAUAACAAAAUGUCAAGAGAGGCAGUAGAGCUUGAAAAGAAGAGGAAGGAGGAGAUAAUGAAAGAAAAACUUUACAAAGAGAGACUUAUAAAUCAGAUUAAGGCAGAUAUGGCAGAGAAGCUUGAAAGAGAAAGGCUGGAAGAUGAAAAGCUUAUAAGUACAGAUAUUGAGAAAAGCGAGGAUAUUUCAGACUGUAAAAUAAAACUGUGGUUUGGAGACGGAACCUCUUCCAUACUGGGGUUUUCUAAAGACGAUACUAUCGAGGAUCUUUUCCGAAAAAUUGAAACAAAGUUAAACAAGAAGAGAUUUAAUCUGUUUAAGAUGAAUCAUGUAACUCCCAUUGAAAGAAACAAAAAGAAGAUAUCCGAAAUACCCGGACUUUAUCCAAGAGGUGUUCUUUUCAUUGAGGAAUAA
This is a messenger RNA of Encephalitozoon intestinalis ATCC 50506, 612 nucleotides long. RefSeq lists its product as uncharacterized. The coding region runs from base 1 to 612 and encodes 203 amino acids. Gene Ontology annotation, molecular function: protein binding. NCBI's taxonomy places the organism in Eukaryota, Fungi, Microsporidia, Unikaryonidae. The transcript has a single exon. The record is from RefSeq and is a predicted model, not a curated record.